AUGAAAAAGGAUGAAUUGUUAUAUCACGCGAAAAGGUUAAAUUCACAUUUAAAUGCAAACAUCAAAAUUGCAAAAAGUUAUAAAAAGACAGUUAUAAAUAAUAACUUAGUAUCAUACUUGGGGUCAAUCUCAAAAGAUACCACCAGAGCAAAUCAGGCGCUUGAAAUUGUUUUAUCAAAAUGGUCCCGUAAUACUAAUACAAAAAAGAUCAGUGAUAACAUUAAUAUAAAUAACAAUCUUGCAGGAUUGUAUUCAAACAAUGAUUUAAGAUUUAAAUCAUCUCCAUUUUAUAACAUUAUUGAAAGAUUAUCACUACCAAAAAUAUGUUCUGUUGAAUUCCCUGAUUCUUGUGAAGUUAGAGUCAAUCAUAAAAUGUCACCUUAUAGAAAGAGCAGAUCAGAUGCACAACCUCCUCGAGACAUCACAGAUUUAUGCAAAGUAACUUCAGCACAUGUAAAUCAAGUCCAUUUUGGAUUUGCAGGCACUUCAAAGAAAUACUUGAUAAUUGUAUUGUUGAUUAAAACUAUCUUAGUUGAAGAAAUUGUUGAUAAGAUUAAGAAUGGAAAAUACAUUGAAAAAGAAGCUGUUUUAGAAAAAAUUAAAAAACAAAUUCAAGAUUCUGAUGUGGUUGCAACUUCAAGUAUUAUCUCAUUAAAAGAUCCGUUGGGACAAUGUAGAAUAAGCAUACCUUCAAAAACUACUGAAGAUCAAGAAACAAUUUUAAUUGAUUCAAAUGGCAAUUGGUCAGAAUGUAAAAAAGCCUAUAAACUUCACGAUAUUGAUGAAUCUGAUGAUACAUUUAAUAAACAUUCUCCAAAUAAAAAAAGAAAGAUAGAAAAUAAUAUUUUCAUUGUAGAUUCAAGUGAUGGUGAAGGCGAGGAAAACAAUUGUGGUGUUAUAAAUAAAAAUAAUUCAAAUAUGGAGAAUGAAUUAAAUUUUAUUGAUCUAACACAAAAUAGUGAUGAUGAUGAAAAGGAAGAGAGCAAUUUACACAUGAAAAAACACAAUGAUUAUAUUAGAAGAGAAUAUUUUAUUGGAACUAAAGAAUAA
Molecule: messenger RNA, 1050 nt
Organism: Entrophospora candida
Lineage: Eukaryota; Fungi; Glomeromycota; Glomeromycetes; Entrophosporales; Entrophosporaceae
Source: the annotation of a GenBank genome assembly